Messenger RNA from Tripterygium wilfordii, 2039 nucleotides. Its product is annotated as DUF21 domain-containing protein At2g14520-like. Gene Ontology annotation, cellular component: intracellular membrane-bounded organelle. Lineage: Eukaryota; Viridiplantae; Streptophyta; Magnoliopsida; Celastrales; Celastraceae. Bases 353 to 1630 code for a protein of 425 amino acids. The transcript has 11 exons. The record is from RefSeq and is a predicted model, not a curated record. Gene Ontology annotation, biological process: magnesium ion homeostasis.
UCGCACACCACAUGUCACCCCCAUACACCGCCAGAAAAAGAAACAGCCCCACCCUCUCUAUUUCCUCCCCCAAGCUCUACACCGGCUCAUCCUCUCUCUCUCUCUAAACGCGAAUACUCUCUCUCUCUAUAUAUAUAUAUGGCGUGUGUGUAUACCUUCGCUAUCUAGCUAGCUGUACCAGGCUGUUUUUUUAUUUCAGUAAUUCAGGCUUGUUGAAGGUUUACAAUGGAGGUUUUUGAGCAUUGGUUGUCGUUUCUCUGACAGAAGCUGAGGUUUCUUUGUGGUGUUCGUUUUUUGUGUUUCGCCGUGUUUUCAGAGGAGUAAUUUUGACGGAGAAUUCGGUUGAUUUGAAAUGGCCGUGGAGUACAGCUGCUGCGGAUGGGAUUUUUUUAUUCACAUACUGGUGAUUACAUUUCUCGUGUUGUUCGCUGGUUUGAUGUCCGGGCUCACUUUGGGGCUCAUGUCCAUGUCUCUCGUUGAUCUUGAGGUUCUUGCCAAAUCAGGAAGUCCAGCGGAUCGCAAACACGCAUUGAAGAUAUUGCCAGUAGUUCAAAACCAGCAUUUAUUGCUUUGCACGCUACUUAUGUGCAAUGCUGGCGCGAUGGAGGCACUUCCCAUUUUUCUUGAUAGUCUGGUUACUGCUUGGGGUGCUAUUCUGAUUUCGGUGACACUGAUUCUUCUAUUUGGUGAGAUUAUACCACAGUCUGUUUGUUCUCGAUAUGGUCUAGCAAUUGGUGCUACUGUAGCUCCUUUUGUACGCGUCCUCGUUUGGAUCUGCUUUCCAAUUGCCUUUCCCAUAAGCAAGCUCCUGGACUUGCUUUUGGGGCAUGGCCAUGUAGCACUCUUUCGUAGAGCUGAAUUGAAGACGCUUGUUAAUUUGCACGGUAAUGAGGCUGGAAAAGGCGGAGAACUGACACAUGACGAGACGACUAUUAUUGCUGGGGCUCUUGAGCUCUCGGAGAAAACUGCUGAAGAUGCCAUGACUCAUAUAUCUGAAACUUUUGCAAUUGAUAUUAAUGCCAAGCUCGACAGGGAGUUAAUGAACUUGAUUCUGGAAAAAGGGCACAGCAGGAUUCCGGUGUAUUAUGAGCAACCUACAAACAUAAUUGGACUAGUUCUGGUCAAGAAUCUGUUGACCGUUCACCCCGAAGAUGAAACACCUGUGAAGAAUGUUACCAUACGGAGAAUCCCCAGGGUUCAAGAAACUUUGCCAUUGUAUGACAUAUUAAAUGAGUUUCAGAAAGGUCACAGCCAUAUGGCAGUUGUUGUUAGACAGUGCAAAAAGGCUGAGCAGCUUUCAUACAGCAAUGCUGCUGACAAUGCAGAGAAAGAUGUCAAAAUUGACAUUGAUGGUGAAAAGCCUUUGCAAGAAAAGGUCUUAAAGAGCAAGAGAUCACUUCAAAAGUGGAAGAGCUUUCCCAACAGUGCCAACAAUUCAUAUGGACGAUCUAGAAGCAGGAAAUGGACAAAAGACAUUGAUUCCGACAUCUUGCAUAUAGAUGGCAAUCCACUUCCACAACUCCCUGAAGAAGAAGAAGCUAUCGGCAUAAUAACUAUGGAAGAUGUCAUUGAAGAGCUCUUACAGGAGGAGAUCUUUGAUGAGACUGAUCAUCAUUUGGAGGAUUCAUGACGCAUUGACGCUGCCUUACAGAGUGGCAGAAUGCAGCUGUAUUACGAAAAGUUGGGGCAAGAAAUGAACAUGCCAAAUUUGGUUUAUCCAUAGCCUUAUUACGAAUUAGUGUGGGAUUAUCAGAUACACCAUAGCAAGAAAUCAUGUACUGUUUCAUUGCAGAAUGUGGGUAUGGGAAAUGAGUGUGAUAGUGUAAGUACUCUGUGAAUUCAGUUAUGAGUUGGCUGCUCAUCGUAUUUGUGCGGCCACCUGCGCAGCCUUGAAGAGCAAGAAACUGGGCUGAGUCCCCGCAAAUGGUCGAUGAUUGUAAUUAGCAAUAGGAUUUGCAUGAUGAAAAGAAGAUCUGAGUUUGGCAUUGUAUCCUAAUGUCCUAGGGGCAUUAUCAAAGCAAAGCAUUUAAUUAGUUCCA